CAAUUAAUAUUAACAUAUUACAUCGUCUUCAUCAGAUCUGGUUCUCCUUUAUAUAUGUAUGUAUCUCCUUCCUCUUAUGUCUGCUCAGUGCUUUUGGUUCUUCGUUUAAUCGGUCGAAUUUAUUUCUUUUUUGUGCAUCUUCGGUAUAUUUGAGCGAACUGAAUUUGGGGGAUUUUUGCUUCUUAUUUUUUGGGGCCUAAAGCCACUGCUUUAGGAUUGAGCCGCCCUUGCUUGUAAAACUUGAAAAGGAACCCUAAUUUUGCAUUCUGGUUUGUAGCUUUUGUUAAGUAGAUAUUUGCUAUGAAUAACAAUAAUCCAGUCAAGAAUGUUAGUUUAGGAAAUUCUGGGCCAAUGCAAAUUCCUCAAUCUAUACCGAUAAACCAUAAUCAACCAGCAACGCGUCACUUUUCCCAAUCACCAGCACAACGUGCUUCCCACUUCCCUGGUCAUUUUCAAUUAUCUGAAUCACGCUCUCAUGCCCAAUUCCAAGGUCAAGCACAGGCCUUUAGCCAUUACAUCACUUCAGGGGUUAACACCAAUGUUGGUGUCUCAUCCCCUACACCCAAUACAGCUUCUGGGGGUGCUAGAAAAGUGCUCCAUAGACCACCUUCUCGUACCGUUGGUUCCUCUAGCCAUGGCCAAGCAACUGCUUCACCUUUAAAGACCAUGGAAUUAACCCCUGCUGUGCGCAGGAAGAAGCGCAAAGUUUCUGAUAAGUUUAUACCUGAUAAGGUGGUUGCGAGCUUCCCUGAGUCAGCACUUUACUCUCAGUUGCUUGAAAUUGAGGGUCGCGUUGAUGCUGUUCUUUGUAGAAAGAAGAUUGACAUGUUGGAAUCCCUUAAGAGUCCUCCGCGUUUCCAAAAAACCCUUAGAAUUUAUGUAUUCAACACUUUUGCGAAUCAGACACCAACUAAUCCUGAUAGCAUUACUGCUGAGCCAGCUUCAUGGUCUCUUAAGAUUAUCGGGAGGAUCUUGGAGGGUGGGCCGGGUCCUCUAGCAUCUGAAAGGGAGCAGAAAUUGGGUGUUUCUUGCCCAAAGUUUUCAUCUUUCUUCAAGAAAGUAACAGUUUACUUGGAUCAGAGUCUUUAUCCUGAUAACCAUGUAAUUUUGUGGGAUAGUUCUCGAUCACCAGCACUUCAUGAGGGUUUUGAGAUUAAGAGAAAAGGGGAUAAGGAGCUUACUGCAAUCAUCAGACUGGAAAUGAAUUAUAUGCCUGAGAAAUUUAAACUAUCACCAGCUUUGCAAGAGGUUCUUGGUAUUGAGGUUGAGACACGAGCUAGAGUUUUAGCUGCUCUAUGGUACUACAUAAAAACUAGAAAGCUACAGAUAUCCCAUGAAACCUCCUCGUUCACUUGUGAUCCUCCUCUGAGGAAGAUUUUUGGAGAAGAAAAGAUGAAAUUUUCCCUGGUUUCCCAAAAGAUCAAUCCGCAUCUGACUGCCCCUCAACCUAUUCACUUGGAGCACAGGAUUAAACUAUCUGGUAGUAGCCCAGCUGGGAACACUUGUUAUGAUGUACUGGUUGAUGUUCCCUUCACAUUGCCGAAGGAAUUGUCCACAUUCUUAUCUGAUUUAGAGAAGAACAAGGAGAUUGAUGCAUAUGAUGAAACUAUUUCCACUGCUGUAAAGAAAAUCCAUGAACAUCAGAGAAGGCGAGCUUUCUUCCUGGGAUUUAGUCAGUCACCUACCGAUUUUGUUAAUGCAUUAGUUGCAUCUCAAGCCAGGGAUCUUAAGCUUGUUUCUGAUGAUUCAAUCCGUGAUUCAGAAAUGGAGAGACGUUCCGAAUUCUACAAUCAGACUUGGACUGAAGACGCCGUUGUCCGCUACUUAAACCGUAAUCAUGCUUCUGGUGCUGACCAUUCUGCAAGAAAAUAGGACUUGUCAGGCCAUUUUUUGGACAACAUAAACUAGGGGAUCUUAUAUAGAUAAUAAGCAUUCCAGUAAUCUGCUCAAGACCAUACAAGAGCAUAUAGUAUUUCAGCAGGGCUUGAAUGUUAGGGAUUUGUCAACUGCACCCGAAGAUGGAUAUUAAUGCUUUGAUUGUUAAUGGCUGGAGUAGAAUUCACAGUCUGUCAGCAUUUUGUAAUUAGCCAUUCUUGACUUUGUGGUGUUUUGUUUGAUGCAUGCUGGUGGAAUAGGAAAUUGUAACCAGAAGUUCUUUCUACUGAACUAAAUUGUAGUCCAACUUAUUGUGAUUGGUAGAAGCAGCUGAUAUCUACUUUAUCCUUUCAAUGGGAGGACAGACAAUUGGUACUGUGUGA
Solanum dulcamara is the source of this 2258-nucleotide messenger RNA. Its product is annotated as SWI/SNF complex component SNF12 homolog. Gene Ontology annotation, cellular component: SWI/SNF complex; nucleus. Lineage: Eukaryota; Viridiplantae; Streptophyta; Magnoliopsida; Solanales; Solanaceae. Gene Ontology annotation, biological process: regulation of transcription by RNA polymerase II. The record is from RefSeq and is a predicted model, not a curated record. Bases 301 to 1872 code for a protein of 523 amino acids. The transcript is spliced from 2 exons.